This is a messenger RNA of Fusarium sp. VM40, 1917 nucleotides long. The record is from the annotation of a GenBank genome assembly. Lineage: Eukaryota; Fungi; Ascomycota; Sordariomycetes; Hypocreales; Nectriaceae.
AUGCCUCCCCGGCGAGCCUGCGACGUGUGCUAUAAGCGAAAGAUCCAGUGCUUGAUCAAAACUCAGGGUGACCCCUGCGACUGGUGCGACAGUCAGGGCCUGACUUGCACGUUUGACCGAGUUAUUCAUAAAGACCCAAACAAAAGAACGACAACCGACGUUGUGCAAGAAUUGUCCCAGCGCGUUGAAACACUCGAGGAGGCUCUCCAAACAGCAUUAUGCACCAUCAAUAUCAUGCCUGUGGGAGGCCCCUCGUCGUCGCCUUGGUCGGAUAGGCCCUUUGCUGAACCAUCGCCGUCCAGUAUCCGAUUUGGAGCAUCGCCCAUCACUCUGGCGAGUCGUCAGCCGGCAACUGCAAGCCCGUCUGACUUUUCCACCGAUGUCACAUUAAGCCAAAGACUUCGUCAUGAGAAGCCAAUUUACAGAUUAUCCCGAUGUCACACUGGGAAUAAUUGGUACUUCAAAGGAAUAGGGAUACUGUCUCCACGCGGACGGCAAUGGAUCUCUGAUGGUGCAGGUGAGCGAGUGUUUAUGGAGAACUUCGACAUCUUUGCAGACCCGGUUGGAACUAUUCCCCAUCUUAACCCAAUUGCGUUUGCGGAGAGACCAAGACCACUGCCCCCAAGAGAAGUCUGUGAGCAUCUUGUUGAGACUUUUUUGGAUUCCAAAACUUCUAUCCUCUUCCCGUUCUUGGAUAGUGAUAUCUUUGGAGCGACUGUUGACAGAGCAUAUCAUGUCGAUAGUGUCGAUCUCGGAGCUCAAUCCUGCAUUUGGGCACUAAUUGCUCUUGUGAUUCGUACAACGGACUCUCAGCAGUUCGGUCUUUCCAUGGGGCCAAAGGAUUGUAUCCAGGAAGCUACGCGCUUGUUGAUCAUCAGCAAUGGCAACACCAACUUGGACAGCUUGCAAGCCACCCUUCUUCUGUGGGCAUGUCAAAAAAUGAGAGGGCAAUGCCGAGAGGCUUCUGUUACUUUCACAAACGCCUGCCGAAUGGUAUGCGACCUUGGCGGCCAUUUCCCUCUAUCACGCCCAGCUAUCCUCCCACAACACAUUCCCACAUUCAAGGACAAGACAAAGCUUCAUAUCCGGCGACUGUUCUGGACCUGUUACUGCUCCGACAAGGACAUCGCCCUGCGUACCGACAGGCCACCGUUACUUACUUUGGAUCACUGUGGCCUCAGUGCCUCCGAGGAGUUGAGAAACCAGACGCGAGACACGAACCUCGCCAAGAUCAAAGAGAACGCGAUUCGACUUCUUUGCUCUCCGCUUGCGUUUAGACACACAGAGAGUGAACUCCUCGCGCAAGUCCGACAACUCGACGAUGAGCUUGAGGAGUGGCGAUUAGCAGUCGAUCCGCGCUAUCGCCCCAGAUUGUCUAUCAUCUCAGACUUGUCCUUCUCGUUACCUUCAACAAUGAGUCUAGAGAAUCGCACAUAUCUCAUCAACUUGCAGCUCGACUAUCUCUUUACCAUAAUCAACAUACACACGCUCGUCCGAAAGUGCGGAGACUUGGAGAAGAAUCUUCCCGACGAUCUACACAGCGUAGUACACUCCAGCGCCGACUUAUCAAUCGAGGCUAGCCGUUCUAUCUUUCGUAUCUUGGACACCGUGGUUGGCUUUUGGAAGGAGGAUUCUCUCUGGAUUGUUUCCCACUAUGCUCCUAUGGCUGCCAUGCCGCUGUUCAUGAACAUUCUGAUUCAUCCUCUUGGACAUUCGGCGGAUAACGACUUGCGUAUCUUGUCUUCGAUAAGUAACAUCACGCGCAAAGUACCGGCGGAGAGACUUCCCAUGGAGGAGAUUGAGCAUAUCCAGGAGAUAAGUGAGUUUGUUAUGGAGCUGGUGAGACUUAGUCAUAGUGCGGCUUGGAAGGUGAAAAGGGGCGAGCGAGAGCAUGAUCUUGAUAUCAUUCACACAUGA